This is a messenger RNA of Eufriesea mexicana, 651 nucleotides long. RefSeq names its product mediator complex subunit 18 (gene MED18). The transcript is spliced from 2 exons. Gene Ontology annotation, biological process: regulation of transcription by RNA polymerase II; termination of RNA polymerase II transcription. The coding region runs from base 1 to 651 and encodes 216 amino acids. NCBI's taxonomy places the organism in Eukaryota, Metazoa, Arthropoda, Insecta, Hymenoptera, Apidae. The record is from RefSeq and is a predicted model, not a curated record. Gene Ontology annotation, cellular component: mediator complex; core mediator complex. Gene Ontology annotation, molecular function: transcription coregulator activity.
AUGAGUACACCAAUAAGUACAGCAAUGGAUAGUUUGACAGCUGCAAUUAGAUCUAAUAUAAUUCCAAAUCAAGAAUACUUAUUACAAGGAUCAGUGUUGGAUAGUGCUGUAGAAGUAUUGCUUCAUAGAUUACGUGGUUUAUGUGAUAAUGUAGAUACUGGACCAGAAACUUUUAAUGAUCAUGAAAUGUGUUUUAGCAUUAGAGGAUCAGAACAGCCAUUACUUCUACGUGUAAGAAGAGCUUUAGAUUAUCAAGAUAUGCCUUGGCAAUUACGUUAUAUUGGUCAACCUGAAUUGGGUGACAAAUCACGACCCACAAUUGUUAGAAGCAGUUUAGAUAUAGCAACUAGUAACACAGUUGUUGAUUUUUUAACAGAACUUGGAUGUAGGCUAGAUUUUGAGUACAUUGCACGUGGUUAUAUGUUUCGUAAGGGAAGAAUGAAAGUUACAGUUUCCAAGAUAUUUAAAAUGGGUCAGCAAGGAAAAAUACCUGAAAGUAUGGAAGCAAUAUCUCAAAGUUAUUUAGUAGAAUUGAGUGUUUUAGCACCUAGUGGUCAAGAUGCAAUAGCAGAAGAUAUGAGAAUUUUUGCAGAACAAUUAAAACCCUUAGUACAACUUGAAAAAAUUGAUUACAAAAGACUUGUCCAUUAA